This is a messenger RNA of Drosophila arizonae, 457 nucleotides long. RefSeq lists its product as uncharacterized. NCBI's taxonomy places the organism in Eukaryota, Metazoa, Arthropoda, Insecta, Diptera, Drosophilidae. The record is from RefSeq and is a predicted model, not a curated record.
UUGCUGAUGCUGCGGAGGCUGCUUCUGCUGCUAUAUAAGGCCACCGAUCGGUGGAGCACUUCAAUACAAAUCAGUCGGUAAUCCAAUCAACAUGAAGUUCUUCCUCGCCUGUUUGCUGCUCGCCGCCUGCCUGGCUCUUGGCCAGAGCAGUGCCAUCUAUGGCACAAGCUACGCCCAAGUGCCCGUCGUCCGUCAAGUGCCCGUGGUCCGCAAUGUGCCCGUGGUCCGUCAUGUGCCCGUCGUCGACUCCGUUUCCGUGCCCGUCGUCCACUCGGUAGUGCCCGUGCAUCGCGCCGCCUACAUUUCAUCACCAUCUCUGCUGCGCGUUGGACACGCCUACGAUGUUCCUCUCGCCUACGGCGGAAUUCUGAAGCAAAAGAAAUAAGCUUACUCCAAUUAACUGAACAGCUCGGCAAAUACGCUUCAAGAUUCUUGCAACAAAAUUUACGAACAAUUU